Molecule: messenger RNA, 429 nt
Organism: Penicillium soppii
Lineage: Eukaryota; Fungi; Ascomycota; Eurotiomycetes; Eurotiales; Aspergillaceae
Exons: 1
Coding region: 1-429 (142 amino acids)
Source: RefSeq, a predicted model, not a curated record
AUGAUACCAAAAUCUUCCAAUUUCGGCGCGAAAGAUUAUCGUUUCUUCAAUAAGAUCGCCAUUUUACCUUCUCCAGAUGAAAUCCACACGCAAGCCAAAGCCCAACAUCUCGCAGGAGUCCUUCCACCCCUAAUGUGUGACCACCGCCUGUGUUAUUCUAAGGACUCUGGACUGUUUGUUAAAAGGGGAACGGAUAUGAGAAUCUCCCAGGGCCAGUGCCUCCAUGGUAUUGGUCAACUCCUUAAAGAUGAAUUCCACGUUCCGGAAGGAUGCGGGUGGCGCCAGGAUAGCAAAAUAAUGCUUAUUUUAACGGAGUACUUGCAGGUGCCAACUCUGGAGCAGCUGUGGGAUAUGCUGGAAACCGAGGACCGUGUUUCGGUCUCUUAUGAGCUUUGGACAAUCUGCAACAACCUUUGCCAACUUGAAUAG